AUUCACUUCACGCCCAGUAUACAGACAAGGAACGGGGCUGAACUAUCUAGGUCCAUACGCAUUGUGUGAUUGCACUUCUGAGCGAAUCCCGACUAACAAUCCAUACGCAAAAUGCCGUCACCCAAUUACUAUUCACUACAGGCUCAGAGCCCAGACCAGCAUUCACCACACAACUUCACUCUUUACAUUGAGGUCAAGCUUUAUGAGGAUGCCAAAGACGAUGGAUGCAUCAACAUCCAUCAAAUCCAGGAUCAAGUCCGCAGGUGGCUUUUCCAAACCUAUCGAUCAGUCAGGAUAGGCCAGCAGCUCAAUGACACGAGUGGGUUUCUUCGCAUCGCCUUCUAUAACUAACACAGCCAUACCAUUGCAUUUGAUAUGAUUACUCACAGAUCAUGACUAUAGAUACACUUUCCUGUCAGAACCUCAUCCAGAGUUGCAAAGUUACAGGCCAUUCAGAUCUGGACAGCAGUGCCGUGAACCAUACCCUGUCCAACAACAACGUCGAAGUGGCAGUAUACAAUCUUCACACAGUCGAAGAUCACGUCGAAACCCCUGAUGAUGAUUCGGAUAGUGCUUCUUCAUUUUCCAUACUACCCUUACCGUACCUAGACUUUGAUGGGUGUUGGGAAGGUCUUGUUUUCGAUGAACCGCUCCCAGAACAAUUGUUUCGGAUCAUCACUCGCAUGAUGCAUAUUAUUCACAAGACUGACCUGAGAUCAUCUACAAUAACCUGGCUGAAUUUGGUCUUGCUGUAUGGUGCCCCAGGCACCGGAAAGACUACGCUUGCAAAAGCCCUUGCCCAAAAGCUCUCAAUUCGGAUGGCCCACAUCUACCCUAAAGCCAGGUUCCUUGAAAUCAAUUGCCAUAUACUGCUCAGUAGAUGGUUCGGAGAAUCAAGCAAACUUGUAGGCAAGCUAUUCGAGAACAUACGUUUGCAUUCAGACGAUCCAUCGACUCUCGUUGUGGUAUCAAUAGACGAGGUUGAAACACUGGCAGGGUCACGCGAGAAGGCGGCAUCCGGCACUGAAUGUCACGAAAAUCUCAGAUCCACAAAUGAAUUACUCAGAGGUCUUGACAAGCUCUACAACCGACCAAACGUAGUGAUCAUCUGCACGAGCAAUCUUAAAGACGUGCUCGAUGACGCUUUCGUGGACCGUUGCCGAAUAAAGAAACAUCUCGACAGCCCGAACGUGGAUUGCAUCUAUAAUAUCCUUCGCUCAGCUAUCAACGAACUUAUCAAACUUGGACUCGUGGUCUAUGAUGUCACAGAACUCAACGCAGCCACCAAGAAUAGCACACAAGCGGAACAAGGGACCCCAAAAUUCAUGCCUGUGUCUCUUUCCCCAUUAAGCGCACACAACUCUCUUCAUAAGGAGGACAGGUCGUACGUCCCUGAUCUGGACUGGGUCAUCGGCAACCUAUCACAUCUCACAUAUGAUGAUCAGCCUGAAACAGCGCCAAUAUUGCUGCGAAGAAUAGCACAGUCUGCAAUGGGUCUCUCUUCACGGACCCUUCGGACCCUGCCCAUCGCGGCUCUUGCUGAGUACACUGUCGCCGAGCCGUGUGACUUCCGGCAGCUGCUUGGGGCGCUUGAACGGAAGCUCGCUGAGGAGCGUGGGACUUGAUUGGAUCACGAACGACGGUUGAGGCAUCACACGAUGGGAAUUGAGGUGAAGGCAAGCCAGGUGACAAUUUGUGGAAUAGGCUUGACUA
This is a messenger RNA of Aaosphaeria arxii CBS 175.79, 1713 nucleotides long. Its product is annotated as P-loop containing nucleoside triphosphate hydrolase protein. Gene Ontology annotation, molecular function: ATP binding; ATP hydrolysis activity. The transcript is spliced from 2 exons. NCBI's taxonomy places the organism in Eukaryota, Fungi, Ascomycota, Dothideomycetes, Pleosporales. Gene Ontology annotation, biological process: meiotic recombination checkpoint signaling; reciprocal meiotic recombination. Gene Ontology annotation, cellular component: chromosome; nucleus. The record is from RefSeq and is a predicted model, not a curated record. The coding region runs from base 393 to 1625 and encodes 410 amino acids.